UCCCAGGAAAAUAGCCGAGCGGGCGGAGCGUGUCCUCACCCCCUCACUCCUCUCCGUGUUGUGUUGUGACUUGUGAGUCUCGUGACUCGGGUUUCGGGCGGAGAAAAAGUCGCGACGACGCUACACGAUUUUGUUUCCUCUCCACCUUUUUUUUGUUCGAGAGAUCGAGAUCGAGGGAGAGAGUUUCCGUUUCAGACUCAAAACUUUGAGUAUUAGGUUAAAAGUAAGAUCGGUGUUCGCCUGUUUUUCGUUUUCUUUUCGUCUUGUCAAAUACGAUCUUCUCUUUCGAGAGUUUUCAGAAUUGAGAUUUGAGAGAGAAUGGAUUCGGUUGUGGAUCCGUUGAGAGAGUUCGCCAAGGACAGCUAUCGCUUGGUGAAGAGGUGCCACAAACCUGAUCAGAAAGAGUUUUCGAAGGUUGCGUUUCGUACGGCGGUCGGUUUCGUCGUGAUGGGAUUUGUAGGUUUCUUUGUGAAGCUCAUCUUCAUCCCCAUCAACAACAUCAUCGUCGGAUCCGGCUAAUUAGAAGGUCCCAUAUGGUUGCAAUGUUCCAAGAGUCAUGGAGGCAGCCGAGCUGAGGAAACUUGUAGACAGAGAGUUUACAAUGUUUUAGAUCCUUUUUGAAUUCAUACUCCUAAUAUAGAGACAGUUUGAACGAUGAAUUGCAGAUCAGACAUGGAUAACAAUUUUUACUCACCCGUACUCAUGUUUUGUAGUUAGUUACACAAAUCAUAUUAGGUAAUAUUUACUAAAGUUUUCAUUUUA
Molecule: messenger RNA, 762 nt
Organism: Macadamia integrifolia
Lineage: Eukaryota; Viridiplantae; Streptophyta; Magnoliopsida; Proteales; Proteaceae
Product: protein transport protein Sec61 subunit gamma-like
Exons: 3
Coding region: 319-519 (66 amino acids)
Biological process (GO): post-translational protein targeting to membrane, translocation; protein targeting
Cellular component (GO): membrane; Ssh1 translocon complex
Molecular function (GO): transmembrane protein transporter activity
Source: RefSeq, a predicted model, not a curated record